This is a messenger RNA of Colius striatus (speckled mousebird), 2652 nucleotides long. It is a transcript of the gene HPSE2, whose product is annotated as heparanase 2 (inactive). The transcript is spliced from 12 exons. Gene Ontology annotation, molecular function: hydrolase activity, acting on glycosyl bonds. The record is from RefSeq and is a predicted model, not a curated record. NCBI's taxonomy places the organism in Eukaryota, Metazoa, Chordata, Aves, Coliiformes, Coliidae. Bases 129 to 1877 code for a protein of 582 amino acids. Gene Ontology annotation, cellular component: extracellular matrix; membrane.
AGUUCCCCUCCACCAGCACCAAAACAUUGCAAAAAAAGGCAGAGCGCCCCACACUUUAGAUAAGGACAAUUAGCCACCAGCGAGCCCCUGCAGACAGCGAGUUAAUUAGGGGUUUCCUGCUCUCCGUCAUGCCCUGUCUCAGCUCCUGCCCCCCCGGGCUCUUAGUCUUGACGGCACCUGCGCUGGCUCUCAUGGCCACCUUCUUGCUGCCCUCUCAGGCCGGGGACAGGAGAGCGCUGCCAGUGGAGAAACCUCCAGGUGUGAAGGGAAGAACUCUCAUUCUCCUUGAUGUCAACACCAAGAGCCCUGUCAGGAUAAUCAGUGAGAAUUUCCUCUCCCUGCAGCUGGAUCCCUCCAUCAUUCAUGAUGGCUGGCUCGAUUUCUUAAGCUCCCGGCGGCUGGUGACCCUGGCGCGGGGCCUGGCCCCCGCCUUCCUGCGCUUCGCGGGCAAGAGGACGGACUUUCUGCAGUUCCACAACGUGAAGAACCCGGCCAAAAGCCGCGGCGGGCCCGGCCCCGACUACUACCUCAAGAACUACGAGGACGACAUUGUUCGCAGUGACAUUGCCCUGGAUAAGCAGAAAGGCUGUAAGAUCGCCCAGCAUCCUGACAUAAUGUUGGAGCUACAGAGGGAAAAGGCAGCUCAGAUGCACUUGGUUUUGUUAAAGGAGCAGUUUUCAAACACAUACAGCAACCUCACAUUAACAGCCAGGUCUCUAGACAAACUCUAUAACUUUGCUGACUGCUCUGGCCUUCACCUGAUCUUUGCACUGAAUGCUUUGCGCCGAAAUCCCAACAACUCCUGGAACAGCUCCAAUGCCCUCAGCCUGCUGAAGUACAGUGCCAGCAAAAAGUACAACAUCUCCUGGGAGCUGGGCAACGAGCCCAAUAACUAUCGGACCCUUAUCGGCCGCUCGGUGAACGGCAGCCAGCUAGGGAAGGACUACAUCCAACUGAGAAGCCUGCUGCAGCUUAUCCGCACUUAUUCCAGAGCAAACCUCUAUGGGCCGAACAUUGGGAGGCCCAGAAAGAAUGUCAUUGCUCUCCUGGAAAGGUUCAUGAAAGUGGCUGGCAGCACGGUGGAUGCUGUUACCUGGCAACAUUACUACAUUGACGGCCGAGUGGCCAAAGUGACGGACUUCCUGAAGACGCGCCUGUUAGACACACUCUCAGACCAGAUCAGAAAGAUCCAGAAAGUAGUGAACACGUACACACCGGGGAAGAAGAUCUGGCUGGAAGGUGUUGGUGCAACCUCGUCCGGAGGCAUGAACAACCUCUCUGAUUCCUAUGCAGCAGGGUUCCUGUGGCUGAACACGCUGGGACUGCUGGCCAGCCGGGGCAUCGAUGUGGUGGUGCGACACUCCUUCCUUGACCACGGCCACAACCAUCUGGUGGACCAGAACUUCAACCCCUUGCCGGACUACUGGCUGUCCCUGCUCUACAAGCGCCUCAUCGGUCCCAAGGUCCUGGCAAUCCACGUGGCCGGUCUCCAGAGGAAACCCCGGCCCGGCAGGGUCAUUCGUGACAAGCUCCGCAUUUAUGCCCACUGCACCAGCUACCACAACCACAACUAUGUCCGGGGGUCCAUCACCCUUUACAUCAUCAACAUGCAUCGCUCCCGGAAGAAAAUCAAGCUGGCGGGGACACUGCGGGAUAAAAUCGUCCACCAGUACCUGCUGCAGCCCUAUGGCAAGGACGGACUCCACUCCAAGUCGGUCCAGCUCAACGGGCAGCCACUGGCCAUGGUGGAUGACGGGACCCUCCCCGAGCUAAAGCCUCGUCCGCUGCGGGCUGGCCGCACCCUGGUCAUUCCCCCACUGACCAUGAGCUUCUAUGUGGUGAAGAACGUGAAUGCAUUGGCCUGUCGGUACCGAUAGCCCAUGGCCCAGAACGGACCUGCCAGCCUUGCUCUUCUGCCCCUGCGUGCUCCCCAGGACACAUUGCCUCCUCAGCAGCCUGCGCAGCCUCGCAGCAGGGCCACAUCAGGCAGGCAUCAUGCUGUGCCCUCGCCCUCACACCUUGGAUGUCCUUUGGCUUGGCACCCUCCCCUGCCCUGUGAUCGCGGAGCUCUGCUUGGCUGCUUGGCCAUGGCCACCAUCCUGCUGGAGGGGUGCAACAGCAAAACUGUAGGGCCUGCCACCGUCCAUCCCGCAAGCUGCGAGAAGCACCCGGGGCCCGGUGGUCGCCGGCAGCCGGGGAGGGCUCGGGUGCCGAGCCCUGGUAUAGCCCGGGAUGGGCACCCUCCCGGCCUCCCCCCACAGUCCCGCAGCCCCUCAGGGUGGCCGGGUCUCCGUUUCCUCUGCGCCCUCCCGGGUGGCGGGCAGUGUCGGUGCAGCAAGCGCAUGGAAGCAGCUCCCUCUGCCGCCAGCCCGGCCGGGACAGGCGCGGGGAUGCUCGGGCGGAGCGGGACGGCAGACGGGGCGCCGGCGUCCGCCCGGUCGGGCGAGGGUCGAGGGUCUGCGGCUGGAAAUGUUCAUAAGUAAAUUAUACGGCCCGGAGCGGAACAGCGGGGCCGGUGGGCAGCCCCGGCAUCCCCCCCCCCCGGGGCGGGGAGCGGCCGUCGGGCCGUGAGCGUGUCCCGCCCGGGAGAGGGGCGGCGCCGCGGGCAGGAGCAGCCGGGGCGCGCCGAGGUGCUCCCGGAGGUGUAAUAAA